AUGCGCGCUGUGCGGGCGCUGAGCAGAGCCCUGAAUAGGGCAUCACUGGCGACCAGAGGCUGCGCGCAAUUAGCCAAAGCGGCGGAUUCUCAGUCCCAGCCCAGCUUCGGUUUGCUGAUCGACAUUGACGGGGUGCUAGUGAGGGGGAAGACCCCUAUCCCAGCUGCCAGGAAAGCUUUCCGUAAACUGCUGGACUCCCGGGGAGAGCUGUUGGUGCCCCUCGUGUUCGUCACCAACAAUGGUAGCACCUUCCGCCAAACCAAGGCCGACCAGCUGACACACAUCCUGGGGGUCCCGAUCUCGCCGGAGCAGGUGAUGCUUUCUCACAGCCCGCUGAGGAUGCUUAACCAAUACCAUGACAAACAUGUGCUGGUGUCUGGUCAGGGGCCGGUUGGAGACAUUGCCAAAAGCAUCGGUUUCUCUCGGGCGAUCACGGUGGAGAUGUUGCGGGAAGCCUUCCCGUUGCUGGAUGUGGUGGAUCACAACAGGAGGCCAAAAAUAGCGCCUUUCGCAGAGGUGGACUUCCCCACAAUUGAAGCGGUUGUGCUGUUUGGGGAGCCAGUGCGAUGGGAGACAAAUCUGCAGCUGAUUGUGGACGUGUUGCUGACGGCCGGGAACCCAGGCAAUGCCCCCCCAAGACCCCCGUAUCCCCACAUCCCCCUCCUCGCCUGCAACAUGGACUUGAUGUGGAUGGCGGAGGCCAAAACCCCCAGGUUUGGCCACGGAACCUUCAUGGUUUGCCUCGAGAGCAUCUACAAGAAGAUCACAGGCCGUGAGCUGAAGUAUGAGGCGUUGCUGGGCAAACCCAGCGAGACCACCUACCACUACGCAGAGUGCCUGCUCCGAGCACAGGCAGCCUCCAGAGGCUGGCAGCGGCCACUUCACACGCUCUACGCCAUCGGGGACAACCUGAUGACUGACGUGUACGGCGCUAACCUAUACAACCGCUACCUCAGGGAGGAGGGCUCGAGGCCAGGCUGGCGACGACAGGCCAAGGUGGCGGCCGGCAAGGGAGUGAGGGUGUUGGGCCCGCUGGAGCAGCACCAGGAGGUGGACCGGGACGGUGAUGGGCUGGUGCCGGGAGCCGUGUUGCCGGGUUCGGCGCGGUGCAGCUCCGUGCUGGUGUGCACCGGGGUUUACAGCCCUCGCCGCAGCCUGGAGGACAGCCUGACGGAGGCCGCCUGCCACGGACACAGGGACUUCACCUUCGACCCCGCGCUGGUGGAGCCCGAUCACGUGGUGCCGGACAUCGCCGCAGCCGUGGACCUGAUUUACCAGCUCGAGCACUUCACCGGCCAGUGAUGGGGUUUGGCUUCUCUACACACAAUCCUCUUAACGUCUCUUUGCUUCUCUUCCCUCCCCACUCCACUCCGCCCCGCUCCCCUCCCUCCCCUGCCCCGCCGUAGCCUACCUUACCCGCUCCACCGUUGCCCACACGUUUAGGCGGUCAGGCUUUCAGCCUCUCUGCCCCCACCCUCUGGAACUCCACACCCGAAUCCCUUCCGUCUCGCGGCCCUCCCUCGCCUCCUUCAAGGCGCAUCUCAAGACCCUCCUCUUUACCCGCACCUUCGGCCGUCCUUCUACCCCCCACCACCCCACCUGACCCACCAUCCCUCUUGAUUCCAAC
Callorhinchus milii (elephant shark) is the source of this 1627-nucleotide messenger RNA. RefSeq lists its product as uncharacterized. Gene Ontology annotation, cellular component: mitochondrion. The coding region runs from base 1 to 1302 and encodes 433 amino acids. Gene Ontology annotation, biological process: glycerophospholipid biosynthetic process. The record is from RefSeq and is a predicted model, not a curated record. NCBI's taxonomy places the organism in Eukaryota, Metazoa, Chordata, Chondrichthyes, Chimaeriformes, Callorhinchidae. The transcript is spliced from 8 exons.